AUGAGCACAGCCGAUGACACGAUCCCCACCGAUCCUCAGCCACAAGAAGAACAAGUUGACAUUGAUCACGACGCUAAAGCUUGGAUCCAACAGCAAGUCGACAAAGAAGUGAGACGGGUCCGUGAUGCUGGCUCAAGCGUGUUAGCCUUCAAGCUUAUCAAUUGUGGCAUCACACCAAACUUUGACAAGAGGACAGCUCGCGCCAUCAAUCGUCUAGAAUUGGAUACCAAUGUUGAUCUCUCCAAAGUACAGCAGGUUAUGGUCUCGCCCCCAAUUCCUUAUCCACACAAGCCUGAUUUCCAUUAUGUGAAUUUGAUCUUGGUUACCGAAAAGCCAAUUCCUUUUCUUGCUCCAUACCUCUAUCAAGAGAACGUCAAGGUGAUCCAGCCUGAAAAGAUCUUUGAUGAAGGACGGAAAAAGGUGCCUAGCAAGGAGGUCACUCUGAAGAAUGACAUGCGAGAGUUUCUUUUCAUCAACAAAAGGGGGAUGCGUGCUCGCUUUUCGAUUAGAGAAUACCAUGGCGUUUGA
Messenger RNA from Lichtheimia ornata, 528 nucleotides. RefSeq lists its product as uncharacterized. The record is from RefSeq and is a predicted model, not a curated record. Bases 1 to 528 code for a protein of 175 amino acids. Lineage: Eukaryota; Fungi; Mucoromycota; Mucoromycetes; Mucorales; Lichtheimiaceae. The transcript is spliced from 5 exons.